CGUGCAGAAAUGUUUUGGUGUGUGCUUCUCCUGUCUGGCCUUGGGCUGAUUUGCGCUGAAGAACCCUUCAGCCACAAUGAUCACAAUGAGAGAGUCAUAGGAGGCAGCGAUGCUGAACAUGGAAUCUGGAAGUGGCAGAUCUCGCUCCAGUAUGGCAGCGACGACUGGUACAGCCACAUCUGUGGAGGCACUAUUGUCAGUAGUUACAUCGUCAUGACGGCAGCUCACUGUAUCCUCAGCAUGGAUCCCAGUCAGUACCGAGUGGUGACAGGUGAGUAUAACAUGCUUCAGGAUGACGGCAGCGAGCAGUACAGCCCUGUGACACAGAUUUAUGUCCACCCUUACUGGAAUGGAUACCUUGGCAAUGGGAAUGAUAUUGCACUCUUGAGACUGGCUGUUCCUGUGUAUCACAAUGGCUUCGUGGCCAUCGCUGAGCUUCCCCCUCCUAACCAGAUGCUCCCUCAAGAUUUCACCUGUUACAUCACUGGCUGGGGGUAUUAUGACAACAUGGGCAGCAGCCCUACCAUUCUUCAGGUGUCUCCCAUCAACAUAGUGGAGCACUCAGUCUGCUCCCGGCCUGACUGGUGGGGCAGCCUUGCUCUGAAAACCAUGGUGUGUGCUGGAGGCGACGGAGUGAUUUCAGGCUGCCAGGGCGACUCUGGCGGUCCCCUGAGCUGCUUCACUGACGGAGCCUGGAGGGUCCACGGUGUUGUCAGCUACGGUCCAGCUGGCUGGUGCAACCAGGUGACUAAACCCACCGUCUUCACCAGGGUCUCUUCCUUCAUUGACUGGAUUAAUUCAGUGCGUUCGUAGACAAUGCAGAGAUUUGUGCAAACUGUCAAAUAAAGCAUUCAGC
This is a messenger RNA of Limanda limanda (common dab), 856 nucleotides long. Its product is annotated as elastase-1-like. The record is from RefSeq and is a predicted model, not a curated record. Bases 10 to 813 code for a protein of 267 amino acids. Gene Ontology annotation, molecular function: serine-type endopeptidase activity. NCBI's taxonomy places the organism in Eukaryota, Metazoa, Chordata, Actinopteri, Pleuronectiformes, Pleuronectidae. The transcript has 8 exons. Gene Ontology annotation, biological process: proteolysis.